Messenger RNA from Anoplophora glabripennis (Asian longhorned beetle), 1575 nucleotides. RefSeq lists its product as uncharacterized. The transcript is spliced from 4 exons. The coding region runs from base 1 to 858 and encodes 285 amino acids. The record is from RefSeq and is a predicted model, not a curated record. NCBI's taxonomy places the organism in Eukaryota, Metazoa, Arthropoda, Insecta, Coleoptera, Cerambycidae.
AUGUGUGUACAGACGUGGAUGUUGUUUCUUUGGGCGCUAAGUCUGUCGGAUUUAGUGACAGGGAUCCUACCCGAGGACACAGCUACGCUGAGCGACUCUCAUGAAGACGCUCCCCCUCGACAGAACGACAAAUUUUCCCACCCCACGUACCCCUACCUUCCAGAGCACGGCAACAACAUUUACCCUGAAGAAAGGGAGCGCUUCACCCAUCGUUGUUCUGAAAGGCUGGAGACUGCUUUGGACCAGAUUCGACGGCGACAAAUAGCCAAGCAGAAAACCCUUAACCUCAAUGGAUAUUCGCUGCACCAACAACUCCGUAGCGCCCCCUACGACAUGUACGUGACGGACAUGAGAGUGAGACUGCCGCCUUCGAAUAGUUGGGUUCGCGUCGAUAAAUGCAGAUUCAAUCCCAGGAACUCCAGUCUGGAGACCAGGCUCUUAUUUAGUGAUCUCACAAUUAGCGGCAGAGUAAAUCUGUUCAACGAGCUGGAUUUGCAGAGGGAGCCCGUCACCCCCAACCCCGAGGAGUCCUGCAACAUGAUUUUGCGACUCAGGAAGGCAGGAAUAGGGUUUCACACCGAACCAAUCCGUCACGAUAGGGGGCAAUUCAACGUACGGACCGAUUCCCACUUCGUCGAGCCCGGUUUCAUUUCGGUGUACGCCUAUGGGUGUGAGCCGAGACUUCGCGAGCACAGGAGAAAUUUUCGGGAAGAAGACGAAGAGCUAUCCAGGGAGAUGGAAGAUAUUUUCCUCAAAGGUAUCCGAUCACUUCUGACUACGUAUAUGCAAAAAGAACUGCAGCCCGCUAUCAAGGAGACACUGAUGAGGCAUAUGGGAUACACGGUGUCCUACGGUUGAGAGGAUGCACGAUAUUUAUUGUAGAUAUGUAGAUACGAAUCAUAUAUUGUGUGUUGUGUGGCGAGAAUGUAUGUGGUAGGUGGAUUAUAACGUUUAAGCAUCGAUUUUUUAUUGCACAAAUAAACUUCAUUGAGAAUAAAACUACAGACUGACUUGCUAAAGAAUUUUAAGAUUUUUGUUUUUCAAAAGGGGAUCACCUCAAACUCGGAGACUACACGAAGAACACGAACACCAUGUAAAUAAAUAUCUUAUCAAAUUUGAGAGUAAAUAGAGGAGGGGACAAAUUUUGUCAAUUUUCCCGUAUAAGUUCGUGCUCCUUGUCUAGUCUCCCUGACCUGAAAUCUUACCUUUCAGUUCUACUGUCAACUAUAAUACAUGAACCAAGACCAGGGAACACGAACAAACUCUAACCUCUUUUCUCUUCUUCUUCUUUCAUAGUACUACCGACAAAGGGCGCUCAUAUUUAAAUAGAAAUAAAAGCCUACAGUACAUUUACUCUAUCUUUACAACAAGAAAAGUGUUUGUAUUACUUUAUUUAAGAAAUUAAAAUAUAAAUAGAAAGGCUAUUAAAAAAAAAUGAAUAAAAGAAUAAAUAACCAAUAGGCUAACUAUCAAAUUACAAUAUGAAAACGUAGAAAAACAUAUACCUAAUAAUGCUCAAUUUAAAAUAAAACCCACGCUAUUUACAAACCAAAGAUGAAAUUUGUCUUACCAUGU